Molecule: messenger RNA, 396 nt
Organism: Linum trigynum
Lineage: Eukaryota; Viridiplantae; Streptophyta; Magnoliopsida; Malpighiales; Linaceae
Source: the annotation of a GenBank genome assembly
AUGAGAAGAAAUUUCAAAGAGAAAGAGCUUGAAGCUUUGUUGUCUGCAGAGCAUGAUUCUUGCUCGUGUUACAUUGAGGUUCAAGCUGGAGCUGGUGGUACGGAGAGCAUGGACUGGGUGAAAAUGGUGAUGCAGAUGUAUAAACUAUCGGCUCAACGCCAAGGGUUUAAAGUGACAUUGGUCGACGAGAUGCCUGGUGAGAUGGCAGGAAUCAAGCGCGCAACCAUCAGACUAGAUGGUGAAUAUGCAUUUGGCUAUGCAAAAGCAGAAGUAGGGGUCCACAGGCUGGUGCGAAUCUCCCCUUUCGACAGCAGUAAAAGGCGGCACACAUCAUUUGCAGCAGUAGCCGUGAUCCCAAUUCUUGGGGAAGGGUUCACACACGUUCAGACCAACUAA